AUGUGGGAAACAGGAGGAGUCCGUGCCCAUCAGAGAAUCCACACAGGGGAGAAGCCAUAUAAGUGUCGGGAGUGUGGAAAAUGUUUUGCUCAGAAAGUAGCACUUUGGAAAUAUCCAAAGGUUCACUCAGGAGAGAAACCCUAUAAGUGCAGCCUGGAAAAACAUUCUGGCCAAAGUUUUGCUUGCAAAUUGCCUCUGGUGACAAGGAACCGCAAGCAAGCAACUAUGGAAUCUGUGCAAGGGGGAAAAUGCUUCAACCGAAGAUCACCUCAGAGGAAUUGGGAGAGGCUCUUCACGUGCUCUGAGUGUGGGAAACCCUUUGCUUACCGGUCCCUCCUUUUGAUCCACCGGAAGCUGCACACGGGGAAUGGAUCCCAUCUGUGUUCGACAUGUGGGAAAUCCUUUCCUGAAGUGUGGGCCUUUGCCAAGCAUCUCAGGAGCCAUCCUGAACUGAGGCCCUACAAAUGCGGAGAGUGCGGGAAGCGUUUUGCUAAAGGCUCGGACCUUGGAGCCCAUCAGCGGAUCCACCAGGGAAAGAGACCUUGGGAAUGCCAGAACGGGUGGAAAACACUGGGCUUGUCUCAGAGGUCAGAGCUGCUUCAACGUCAGGAAAUCCACCCAGGAGAGAAAUCUUACAAGUUCGGGCAAGGCGGGAAGGGCCUCCCUCAGAAGUCCCAGCUUUGGCUCCAUGGGAAGGAUGACCAAGAAAUAAAGUCUUACCGAUGCUUUGUGUGUGAAAAAACCUUCCCUGAAAGUUCCUCUCUUCGGAAACAUGAGAGUCAGCACACUGCUCCGGGAAGGGAAGAGUGUCCAGAAUGUGGGAAGUUUUUCACUUGGAAAUUAAGCCUGGUGCGACAUCGGAGAAUUCACUCUGGGGAGAAACCCUACGAAUGCCCAGAAUGUGAGAAGCGGUUUACGUAUUCGCAGGAUCUUGUAAAACACAAAAUGACGCACAAAGGAGAAGAAUGUGAGGAGGGUGGGAAACGGUGUCUCUCACGGACACAGACUGGGAUUCAUCAGAGCAGCCACACAGGAGAGAAGCCCUACAAAUGUGGGGAGUGUGGAAAAUCCUUUGUUCGAAAGGGAGGCCUCUUUGAACAUCAGAAGAUCCACUCGCGGGAGAAGCCCUUUCACUGUAUCGAGUGUGGAAUGUAUUUUCAUACCAUAGCCAGCCUCCGGCGUCAUGAGAAACUUCACAGAGGGGAGAAAGAUUACAAAUGUUUAGACUGUGGGAGAACAUUUGCCUAUUCCACAUCCCUUAGAAAUCACAGCCGCAUAAUGCACGACGGAGUGACGCCCCAUAAGUGCUUCGAAUGUGGUAAAUGUUUUUGCAGAAAAGCAAAUCUUUUGAGGCAUCAGCAAAUUCAUUCCGGAGAAAAACCUUACCAGUGUCAGGAAUGUGGGAAAUCUUUUCCUCACAAAGAAUACCUUAGGAAUCACGAGAAAUUUCACGCAGGUGAGAAACCUUACAAGUGCGGGGAAUGUGGGAAGGCCUUUACUCGCAGUUCGGACCUUCGGGUACACGAGAAGAUACACACAGGAAGAGGUUCUUAUCCAUGCCCUGAGUGUGGGAAGAGUUUCAGUUGGCGUUCAUCUCUUCGGAGGCAUAAGAAAGCACAUACAAGUCAGCAAAAGUGCCCAGAAUGUGGGAAAGGUUUUUCCCACAAAUCAAAUCUGUUGCGACAUCAAAGAGUUCACACUGGAGAUGGACCCUAUGAAUGCCCAGAAUGUGGGAAACGAUUUGUGGAGUCUGCUGAACUUCAGAGACACCAGAAGGGGCACACAGGAGAGAACCCCUAUCAAUGUGGGGAGUGUGGAAAAAGUUUCUCUCAAAAGUCAGAACUUUGUGUACAUCAGAGCAUCCAUGCUGGGGAGAAGCCGUAUAAAUGUGGGGAGUGUGGGAAAUGUUUUGCUGAAAAGGAACAACUUGGAGAACAUCAGAAAAUUCACUCAGUGGAGAAGCCCUAUCAGUGCUUCGAGUGUGGAAUAUUUUUCCGUCGCAAAUCAGCCCUUAUAAGUCACAUGAAAGUUCACACAGAGGAAGAAAUUGUUCUAGAUUGA
Molecule: messenger RNA, 2061 nt
Organism: Protobothrops mucrosquamatus (brown spotted pit viper)
Lineage: Eukaryota; Metazoa; Chordata; Lepidosauria; Squamata; Viperidae
Product: zinc finger protein 260-like
Exons: 2
Coding region: 1-2061 (686 amino acids)
Biological process (GO): regulation of transcription by RNA polymerase II
Cellular component (GO): nucleus
Molecular function (GO): RNA polymerase II cis-regulatory region sequence-specific DNA binding; DNA-binding transcription activator activity, RNA polymerase II-specific
Source: RefSeq, a predicted model, not a curated record